AUGGCGGAUUCCACACAGACCCAUCAGCCCGGGAGGCUUUCUUUCCCGUCCUCUGUGGGCUGCAGGGGUGGCUCGGCUCCAGACAAGGGUGAGGAGAAGCCUAGGAAAAGAGCUUUCUACCUGGUGAGGAUGAAGCCCCUGAAGGAGCCCUUGGCGAGCAACAACAACAACGUGUCCUUUGUGAUCCACUGCCACAUAGGCAAGGAGAUCAAACACAUAUGCAGCAACUGCAGUCGCGGGGAGGAAGCCCCCGAUGCUGAAGAAGUGGAGAGGCUGGCUGCAAUGCGCUCGGACUCUCUGGUUCCGGGGACCCACACCCCUCCAAUUCGGAGGAGAAGUAAGUUUGCCACUUUAGGACGAAUUUUCAAGCCAUGGAAAUGGAGGAAGAAGAAGAGCGAGAAAUUCAAGCACACGUCUGCAGCACUUGAAAGAAAAAUUUCAAUGAGGCAAAGCAGAGAAGAACUCAUCAAGCGGGGAGUGUUGAAGGAAAUUUUUGAUAAAGAUGGUGAGCUUCCCACACAAAAUGAAGAAGGAUCACUGGAAAAUGGGCAAACCCUCAGUUCCAGCCAGGCUUCACUCCCGGCCCUGUCUGAACUGGAACCAUGUUCCUCAUCUGGGGAUUCCUGUACAUACGAUAUGCACUCAGCUCCAGAGAUUAUGGAUGGAACAGCGUCCAACGAGAGCCCCACGUCUAGUGAAUCUGGAGUCCACCUAUCUCAAGAUCCUUCAUCUAAACCUGUCUUGCUCCUCCCCCCUAAAAAAUCCGCUGCUUUCUCUGGAGACCAUGAGGACACCCCAGUGAAACAGCUCUCUCUCCUCAAACAGCCCCCCGCCCUGCCUCCCAAACCCAUUACCAGGAUUACCAACCACUUAGCUGAUGCUGGCGCUCCCGUGAAACUGCCUUGUAUGCCCGUCAAACUGUCGCCUCCGCUACCUCCAAAGAAAGUCAUGAUCUGCAUGCCUUUAGUGGGGCCAGACCACUCCCUCGCCUCUUACUCCUCUCAGAAGGGUCCCCAGCAACCCAUGGCUCCACAUCACCACACGGUCCUGCCAUCACAGCUAGCGGCGCACCAGCAUCAGUACUGCAGCCACAGCCCACACUUGCCUUCCGGAUCCAACACGUUACCUAUUCACCCCCAAGGCUGCCGGAUGAUCGAGGAGCUGAAUAAGACGCUGGCCAUGACUAUGCAGAGGCUAGAAAGCUCUGGUUUACACGCAGGUGACAGUGUCACAAAAACUGGACCCGGGGGCCUUUCAGACAUGAGACAAGUGCCAACUGUUGUGAUCGAAUGUGAUGACAAUAAAGAAAAUGUGCCUCACGAAUCCGACUACGAAGAUUCUUCCUGCCUCUACACGAGAGAAGAAGAGGAUGAGGACGAAGAGGAAGAUGACGAAAGUUCUUUAUUUACAAGUUCCCUGGCAAUGAAAGUCUGCAGGAAAGAUUCUUUAGCCAUCAAACUUAGCAACCGGCCUUCCAAACGAGAACUGGAGGAGAAGAAUAUCCUCCCCAUGCAGACCGAUGAAGAGCGGCUCGAGCUGAGGCAGCAAAUAGGGACCAAGCUGACCAGGCGGCUGAGCCAAAGGCCAACUGCUGAAGAACUGGAGCAGAGGAACAUUCUGAAACCGCGGAAUGAACAAGAGGAGCAGGAAGAAAAACGGGAGAUAAAGAGAAGAUUAACACGUAAGCUGAGUCAAAGGCCAACGGUAGAAGAGCUGCGAGAGAGGAAGAUCCUCAUCCGCUUCAGCGAUUACGUGGAGGUGGCAGAUGCUCAGGACUACGACAGACGGGCAGACAAACCGUGGACGCGGCUCACAGCUGCGGAUAAGAGAAUCCACUACAUCUUGGCAAAAAGAAAAGUGAGCUUCACAGGGGCUGGCAGCGGUGGUGCCUCCUGA
Messenger RNA from Gekko japonicus, 1896 nucleotides. RefSeq names its product phosphatase and actin regulator 1 (gene PHACTR1). The record is from RefSeq and is a predicted model, not a curated record. Gene Ontology annotation, molecular function: actin binding. The transcript is spliced from 12 exons. Gene Ontology annotation, biological process: stress fiber assembly; cell motility. Bases 1 to 1896 code for a protein of 631 amino acids. Lineage: Eukaryota; Metazoa; Chordata; Lepidosauria; Squamata; Gekkonidae.